AUGGACCGUUAUCAGAAAAUCGUCCGGCGAGUGAAGGCGUUAAGCCCGGAGCUCGCCCUCCGUUACAUCCUCCCCGCCCUCAAGCCUGGACCGUUCAAAGAUAGCGUCUGCCGACGGGCUCCCAAGACUAUGGAAGAGUUAAGGGAGCGCGCGACAGACGAGAUCAGGGUGGAGGAGAUGAAGUUGUCUUACAAGAAGGAGAUUCAGGAGCUCAAGGGGGAACGAGCGAAUACAGGAAAGUCAGGUGUCACGGCGGGAAAACCGGGCGGCUUCAAGCUGAAGGAACCACGGCGAGGACCCCGUUUUCAGCAGUAUACUCCCUUGAACGCCCCUAGGGAGAAGAUCCUCCGGGAGGCACUAAGCGCGGAUUUGCUUCCCGAACCUGUGAAGCGGCCUACUCCAUCGGGAGCGGACGGGAGCAAACACUACGCCUACCACAAGAAUAUGGGCCACACCACCGAAGAGUGUGUGACCCUCAAAGACAAAACUGAAGAGUUGAUCCGGGCAGGGAAGCUCAAGAAGUACAUUCGGGAUGACCGCCCUCAGGCACCCGCGGAGCGGCCCGCCCAGAGGCCGGCGUACAGGUCCAACAGAUCUAGAAAUGAUCGGGCUGAGCGCCCCCGUUCCGAACGACGACGAAGCAGAAGCCGCAACAGAAGCCAUAGCAGAAGUCGCGAACGCCCCCUGCAGGGGCACAUUAAUACCAUCUCGGGAGGCUUCGCCGGGGGAGGAUCGUCUUCGUCCGCACGAAAGCGCCAUGUACGGGCCCUGUAG
Vigna angularis (adzuki bean) is the source of this 774-nucleotide messenger RNA. RefSeq lists its product as uncharacterized. The record is from RefSeq and is a predicted model, not a curated record. Lineage: Eukaryota; Viridiplantae; Streptophyta; Magnoliopsida; Fabales; Fabaceae. The transcript has a single exon. Bases 1 to 774 code for a protein of 257 amino acids.